UACAAAUAUGAGAUAAAGCUUUUUUUUUUAUGAUCCGAGUGUUGUAAGAAAUUAGAGUUACUCAUUAAAAAAAUUCACAUGAAUACUGAGAUUUAAUUGAUAGAAGAAAAACACACAAUCUGGAGUAGCAUCCAACAUUCUGAUGCUGCCAACCAUAUGUCAGGUUGCAAUUUUUUGUUGUUACGAACAAAGUUAGGGUGCAUCAUUAAUUGAUCUACCACUUGAAUAAGUAGUUCAAUUACCUAACAUGAUGAACAUAGCAAGAACACGACAGAACUCCAUAGGAAGCUCCCCGAAGGCAGUCGAAGUAGGAGAGAUUGAUACCAAAGCUCCUUUUCAAUCUGUCAAAGAUGCUGUCAGUCUCUUUGUUGAAGCAUCAUCAUCGCUGUCUCCUAAAGCCAAACCUCUUGUUACCAAGAAUAGUUUCAAACCUCAAGCACAGGUAGUGUUAGAUAAGGAGGCACAGUUACAUAUUGCCUUGAACGAGCUGAAUAGACUGAAAGAGCAACUUAGAGGAGCCGAAUCCAAGAAAAUCAAAACCAUACCUGAACUCGACAAGGCUCGUAGGACUUUUGAUGAACUCAAUCAAAAACUAAAAUCCAUCAAUGAAUCCAAGAAGUCUGUACUUGAAAAUUCAGAAGCUCUAAAUGUUAGGGCUAGGGAGCUUGAAGAAGCAAUAUCGUCUAGUGUUAAUGCUCAAGACAUGGUAGAUAGUGUACAACAAGAUCUGGAUGCCACCAGAGAGGAGUACAAUGUUACCAUCUUGGAGCUUGAUGCAUCAAAACAACUACUCAACAGCGUUCGUAGGGAAUAUGACACGAUUUUAGAAGCCAAAGCCGCUGCUUUACGCGACAAACAAAAAGCAAAUGCGGCAGCAGAAGCUCACCAGCACAGAGUCAGUGACCUCACCAAGCAGAUUUCUAGCAUGCAGGAAGCAAUAGCCAAGAUCAAAUUUUCUUCUAAAGACACUGAAGAGGAGCACCAGAAGCUUUCAACAAAUAAACGUGAGGAUCUAUGUUCUGAUAAACUUUCCAAAGAAGAAUUGGAGCAUAAAUUGCUCACUCUGAAGAAUGAACACCAAUCUCUACUGUCGGAUGAAAAUCUGCAGUUGAAACUUGUUGAAACUAAAGCUGAAAUUUUAUACAUUGAAGAAAAGUUAUCAAAAGCCCGAGCUGCAUAUUUAGAAUCUCAUAAAGGAACAACUUUUGAGCUUGAGAAUGCUAAGAAAUCACUAGAGAAGAUAGCAGAGGAGAAGUCAUCUGUUCAACAUUCAGUUGAAUCCCUCGAGCAAGAGCUAGAACAUAUUGGAAAAGAAUUGGCAGAGCAGAAGCAUAAGCAGAAAGAAAUAGAUGCUUUAGUCAACAAGCUUCAAGCCGAAGUAGACGAUAACAAGAAUGUACUUGAAGCUGGUGUUGUAAAUAAAACAAGUGCAGCAGAUGUCUCUGAUGAUACGGCCAUAUUGAUUGAGCAACUGACACUGGAAACUGAGAGAGCUAGGCAAGGAACUCAAGAGAUGAAGAAGGAAAUAGAGGAGCGGAAGCAAGAAUCCAAAACUUUCACAGAGUCAAUAGCAGAGAUGGAAAAUAAGCUAGCAAGUUUAUCCAAAGAAGUAGAAGAAGCCAAAGCCGCAGAAAGAGCUGCACAAGAUGAGAUUAAAGAUCUUUCUGAAAAAGCUGAGGCUGCUGAGGAAUCUAGUUCUGAAAGCAGUGGAAAGAUUAAGUUAUCGAAUGAAGAUUACAACUCUUUGAUGGAGAAAGCUGAUGAAUCUGAAAAGUUAGCUGAUAUAAAAGUAACUGCAAAUAUGGCUCUGGUAGAAGAUCUAGUGGCAAGCCAAAAGGAAGCAGCUAAAAAAUAUGAAGCUGUUUCAAAGGAGAUAGAAGAACUAAAGAUGAAGGAAGAGGAGGCUCUAAAGACUGCUGAAAUGGCAGAGGCUGCAAAGAGUGCUUUGGAAGUGGAGCUGCAUCGGAGGCAUCAACCAGAGCAAAUCAAUCAAACAACUGAAGCUGAAUUGGCACUUCAGAGUGAUACAGAGGAACCUAAUUCUGAAAAUUGCCUUUAGUAUCAAUAUCCUGUUCAUAAGCUCAUGUUAUAGAGAAAAAUAUAAUAGAAUUUGCAUGUUUUCUCAUUGUUGUAUUAAAAUGUUCUUGUACAGCAAUAAAAAAUAAAAAAUAAAAAAUUUGUUGUAGCUUAUGGCUGGGGAAGAAUCUCUAUAUUGCAAUUCAGAUAAGUUUUCAUUGGUGUAACUAUUUCUUAAACUGAGCCAAUCAUGUUGGUUUUUGUACCUUCAAUGUUACAACCUGAUCCCACCAUUAAGGAGCUGAUGUAUUCCCGGUGCUACAAUCAAUUUCUGGAAUCAUGAUUCCCUUGAAAGCUGUCAUCGUUAAGUGGUCAUGAACCCCCCUAGUCAUUCAAACCCCCUUAUGCUAUCUAAACCACCCCCCCCCUCUCUCUCAUUUUAUUCAAAUCCCUCCUCAUGUUAUUCAAACCCCCCUUAUGCUAACUAAACCCCCCUUCUCAUGUUAUUCAAACCCCCCUUAUGCUAACUAAACCCCC
Molecule: messenger RNA, 2553 nt
Organism: Chenopodium quinoa (quinoa)
Lineage: Eukaryota; Viridiplantae; Streptophyta; Magnoliopsida; Caryophyllales; Amaranthaceae
Product: WEB family protein At5g55860-like
Exons: 2
Coding region: 248-2059 (603 amino acids)
Source: RefSeq, a predicted model, not a curated record